UAAAGCAUGCGCUUUGAUCUCAAAUCUACUGAUGUAUGAAGUAGGAGUUUAAGCUGGAACGCGGAUUGAUGCUUGUGUUUGCGUGGCAGGACAAACUAUAACGGAUGCGAUGAAAAGACUGCAAAUAUCUUGGAUCUACGCAACCGGUCGCGCCUCUUGAAUGGUUUUAUCCGUCUCAUCCCGUGAGAGACAGCAGCUAUUGGCUCCAUUUUGCUUGGUGAAGGGAGUGAAAUUGCCAGGACAAGAAGUUGAAGUGUUGAAGGGCGUAAGGAAUUCCAUCGGAGAAGCAGAUUCCAAUCUAAGCAUACUCCAGCUCGGACAAAGCCGAAAUGGUGCGUCGAUAAGCGUUUGUUUUGCUGGAUUGAAGUAGUCUGCUGAAAAUUCGCUUCGAUGUUCGCAUUUUGACAGCCGAUCGGGUACGGAUGCGAGCCCGAGUUGGUGUGGAUUGCACCGAAGCAGAAUGGAGAGAUUCCUGUUAAAAGGUCAGGGCACUCGUUCACACUGAAAAGCUCGGACACAGAGACUGCAGUCUAUAUGUUCGGUGGAUGCGAUCAUAAAUCGCCCCCAGGACCCACCAACGAACUCUACCGACUGGACGUCACCAAUGGCUACACCUGGUCCAAGAUAACUAGCACGCAGAGUGAUGACGAUGUACCAGCACCUCGAUGGCGACAUUCCGCCAUUUUGUUUGAGAAGAAUAUCAUCAUCUUUGGAGGUUUCGCGGCUGAAAAGAGAAUGAACGACCUGUGGAUCUUCAAUACUGAAUUGAAGGUGUGGGAGCAGAAGUAUGCACAGAGUUUCUGGGAGGGGUUGCCACAAUGUCGUGGAGCUCAUAGUGCCACCCUUGUCGGUGAGAAGAUGUACGUGUUUGGAGGCUACGGUGGCAAUGGCUUUGGUCGUACCGACUUCAAUGACCUGCAUGCAUUAGACUUGCAUUCAUUCAAGUGGCAAGAAAUUCAAACGGAUGGUGAAAAACCAGAACCUCGCUCAGGGCACCAAAAGUGCUUGGUUAAAGAGCAAUUACUGGUCAUUGGCGGAUGGAACAGCUUCAAGCAGUUCCAGGACAUCUUUGUCUUCGACUUACCUACAAAAACAUGGAGUUUUCUGAGCACACCACUGUAUUCUCCUAUCUGGAAUCACACAUGCGUCAGUGUUGCAGCUGUACCGCACUGGAAAGUGUUCUUGUUUGGUGGCAACAGUGGAGAUUUGGCCGAGUCUGGAACGGCACAAGGGGCUUACUUGAAUAUCACUGCCGUGUUGGACACUGGCAGUAUGGUGUGGCUGAAUCCACCGGUGAAAGGUGAACUCCCAAAGGCACGUGCUGAUACUGCUAUGGUUUUCGAUGCACACACCAACCACUUGAUCUUCUUUGGAGGGUGGGCGAAUCGCUGGUAUAACGACUUACACGUCCUCAACGCAAGCGAGAUUGUUGGACCUCCGUACUCAAUUUCGUCGAUCGAACCGAAGCAAGGGCCGAUCACGGGAAACGCCAAGGUGAAAGUUACUGGAUUCAAUUUCACAGGCCAAAAUGCGACGCUGCGGUUUGCAGUCGCAAAAGGUUCUGUGGACGUGACGGGAGCUGUCCUCAGUCCUACUGUUCUUCAAGCUACAGCUCCCAGCUUCGAGAAGUUUGGGCCAUUGACUUCAGAGGUGCGAGUGUCAUUGUCUGGCGGCAUGUACACAAACGUAGCGACGUCCUUCCGGUUCCACUCGGUCACUGCAGCUCCAAAGUCGUUAGCGUUUGGUCCGUGUCUGAUCGCUGCACUCAGCGAUAACUGCUUGGCUGAGUUGCCAACGACGUUCAUUAUCCAGUCUCGAGACAAAGAUGAUAAUCCUCGCGACUGUGGAGGAGAUGAAUUCAGUAUUAGUCUGAAGUAUUGUGAUGACCCGCAAGCCGAAGUGGAGCAGGUUACGUCUAUCCUCGACAAGAACGACGGCACGUACGUGGUGACAUUUACUCCAUCUCGAGCAGGGAAAUACGAGAUCUCGGUGGACUUCACGGGUACCUUCAGUGGUAUCGCUGGCCCCAUUCGAGGCUCGCCAUUUACGGCGAUGUUCCAGCCCCCGUCGGAUGAUAACAAGGCCAAGUGCUUACCACCGCUUGCCACUCAAAAGGAUUUCGACUCGCCCGAGGUUAUUAGGCGUGUGAUGGCAACGAUGAACAAGCGGAACGGAGAAUUCCGCCGAAUUCUGGUUGAUCUUCGGAAGGAUAUUCCAAGUAAUGAUACGGAUGGACUGGAAACUCUGCGGAAGAUGAAAGAAAUCAUUCGUAAACUUGAGAUAGACAAGGACACAAACCACUUGGUUUUGGACCAAGUGCGACAACUUUUCUUUAACAUCAAGAAGAGCGGAGGGCAUGUCGAUAAAGAACUGGUAGAAAUCGAGAGUAUGGAGAAGCUCUUUGUUGAUGUCGAGAAACAAAUUCCAGUAACUGAAAAACGCACCCAGGAACCUACUCGGAUAUUCAGCGAGAAGACUGAGGAGAAGAUCAUCGCCUACGAGAAGAUGAUCGCGCAAAAGAUGGAGACUCUCAAGACACUGGACUUCUGGUCCUCUAAGCUAGAGCCUGAUAAGGGUCUGGAGAAGAUCGAAAGCUACCUGGUGGACUGGAACAUGGAGAUGAAGAAGUGCGAGGAAAAUACCAAGCUGUGCUCUAUCUUUGGAUUCCCGCAGCUUAUGAAUGAAUCGCUUCGCAUGAUGGGUCUUAUGCGUGCAGAUGCAGAUGCAAUGAAAACCGUGUGGGCAAUCAUUAAGCGUGCGAAAGGCUUCUUUAAGGCGACACAAGACAUUUUAUUCAAAGAAGUUGAUGUGAACGUGCUGCAGAUCGAGGUACAAUCUGCUCUAAAAGAGCUUAAGAAGAUUCCUAAAGGCAUUCAGUGGAGCGAUGCGUACACUUCGAUCUUGAAGGAAUGUCAGGCGUUUGAUAAGACCCACCCGCUUAUCCGUUGUGUGUCGUCAAGUUACAUGCGCCCGAGACACUGGAAGCGUAUCAUGGCUCACACAGGAGAGUUUCCUACUCCGGAUGAAGAUCCUGAGCAACGACUCUCUUUGAUCCUGAGUAAAAAUCUUUUUAACUUUAGCUCGGACAUCAACGAGAUUUGCUACGAAGCCGAGAAGGAGCAAGAACUCGAACUCCGUUUGAUCGAGCUAGAGGCUCUCUGGGCAGAGGUGAACUGGGAAAUGACGCCAUACAAUCCAGGUGCUGGAGAGGAAGACAUUGUGCCGCUGCUCAAGGUGUCCGAGGAGAACUUCGAGCUCCUUGAAACCCACCAAAUUGAUGUGCAAGGUAUGAGUGCGUCGCCAUAUCAGUCCGAGUUUGAGCCUCGCGUUGCCAAGCUUCAAAUCGGUCUUUCCUCCAUCAACGAAGUCGUGCUGUUGCUGGGCGAUAUCCAGAGAUCUUGGAGUUACUUGGAGCCGCUGUUUAUCCAGUCUGAAGAAGUGAAGAAGCAGUUGCCCGAGCUAACGUCCGACUUCGAAGAUAUCGAUAGAGAAGUCCGCCAAAUCUUGAAGACUGCUUGGAAAACGCUUAACGUGCAGGAGGCAUGUACGGAACCAGGUCUCAUCAAGCGACUAGAGGUAAUCGUGGAAAAGCUGGAGUUAUGCAAGCAUCGUCUCAAAGAGUUCCUCGACGGGCGUCGUCGCCAAUUUCCCCGUUUCUACUUUAUGUCUGAAGCAGACUUGCUUGAUAUCUUGUCGAAUGGGUCUCAUCCGGACCGUAUCAUGCCUCACUGCUCAAAAAUCUACCUGGCAACGAAGACGCUAACCCUCGUGGACCGUGGACCCGGCGAACGGCCAGUCGCUACGUCUUUCGUUGCUGGUGUAGGUCACGAAAUCGUCGACUUCUUUGAGCCCCCAGUGCUCGAAGGAGAGGCUGAGAUUUACCUGGAAACCAUCAUGCGUGCGAUGAGGUUGACUCUAUUCAAGCACAUUGAGCGUUCACUUGUAGCCUAUACGGAAAUGCCUCGUGUCGAGUGGAUCAACUUUAAAGAUGAUACCAACAAACCCAUGGAUGCAGCCCAGAUCAUUCUGCUCGCAGCAGGAGUGCACUAUGUUCAAGAAGUUGAACGUGCUUUCCGUGGUAUUCAGGGCGGUGACAAGGAUGCCUUGAGAAACUACAACAAGAUGCAGGAGAAACAACUAGAAGACCUGAUCAAGCUCACGCAAAGUAACAUCUCGUAUGCUGAGCGACAGCGAGUGAUGGUGCUCAUUACGAUGGAUGCUCAUGGCCGAGACAUUGUGGCAAACAUGAUUCGUGCUGGAGUGGAGGAGGCGACGCACUUCCAGUGGCAAUCUCAGCUAAAGCACUACUUCUCACCAGCAGCGGGUAGUUUCCUGAAACGUGACAUGACCUUCCGUGGAGCGAACAAUGCACGAGCUCAGAUUCUUAUCUGUGACGCUGGUAUUCCGUACGACUACGAGUAUCUUGGAAAUGGCCCUCGACUUGUGAUUACCCCACUGACAGAUCGAAUCUACGUGACAGCAACACAAGCGCUAAACUUACAGAUGGGAUGUGCUCCUGCUGGUCCCGCUGGAACUGGCAAAACGGAGACGACCAAGGAUUUGGCCAAUGCUUUGGGAAAAGUGUGCUACGUGUUUAACUGUUCGCCCGAAAUGGAUUUCAAGAGUCUUGGAAACAUCUUCAAAGGUCUCGCGUCGUCCGGUUCGUGGGGUUGCUUCGACGAGUUCAAUCGUCUAGUACCAGAGGUAUUGUCGGUGUGUUCUGUCCAAUUCAAGGCUGUGUGUGAUGCAUGCAAAGCUGACGACGAGAAGUUUAUCCUGGAGAACGACGAGGUGAUGCUAGACCCUACAGUUGGUGCAUUCAUUACUAUGAACCCCGGUUAUCUAGGACGUUCCGAGCUGCCUGAAGGUCUGAAGGCGUUGUUCCGACCCAUGACUGUCAUGGUGCCUGAUCUGGUGUUGAUUUGUGAGAACAUGCUAAUGGCUGAAGGAUUCACCCAGGCCAAGAUCCUGGCAUCCAAGUUCUACGGCUUGUACUCUUUGCUUGGACAGCUCUUGUCCAAACAAUUACACUACGAUUGGGGUCUUCGAGCUGUCAAGAGUGUCUUGUGUGUCGCUGGAGCAUUCAAGCGUGCCGAGCCGGACAUUCCGGAGACCGACUUGCUCAUGCGUGCGUUGCGAGACUUUAACAUCCCGAAAAUCGUCGCAGAGGAUAUGGUGGUGUUCUUUGGUCUGCUCGGAGAUUUAUUCCCGCGUGACAGUCCGAAUGUGGACGUACGCAAUGACCCUCCACGUAAGCGUGAUAUGGAGCUUGAAUCAAUGGUACAGGGUGCAUCAGAAGCCAUUGGUAACACGCCUCGCCCAGAAUUUAUGCUGAAAGUUGUGCAAUUAUCGGAGCUGCUCGCAAUUCGUCACUGCGUCUUCGUAAUGGGACCCCCUGCUUCUGGCAAAACGGAGACGUGGAAGACUUUGAAGAAGGCUCGGGAGAUCAUGGGCACACCAAUGGAAGUGCAAGAUUUGAACCCAAAAUCGGUGAGUACCAACGAACUCUACGGAUAUAUCGUGCUGAAGACUCGUGAGUGGAAAGAUGGUCUGCUCUCGCGCAUUAUGCGUGAUCUGGGCUCUCGACGUCGGGACAAUGGGGAUGAAGAUAACAACCCCAAGUGGAUUAUUCUAGACGGAGAUCUUGAUGCCAAUUGGAUCGAGUCGAUGAACUCGGUCAUGGACGAUAACAGAAUGCUGACGCUGGCCUCGAACGAGCGUAUCCCACUGAAAGUUCACAUGCGAAUGAUCUUCGAGAUCCGUGAUCUUGUGUACGCCACACCGGCGACCGUGUCACGUGCUGGUAUUCUGUAUAUUUCAACGUCAGAGGGCUACCAGUGGCGCUGUUUGAUUGACAGCUGGCUCGAUCGCCACUGCCAGCAACCGGUUGAUCACCGAUUGAAAAAUAUGAUGUUCACACCCGACACACGCGCUAAAUUCCAAGGACUUUUCGAUCAAUAUGUUGAGACAACGCUCAGAUUCUUCCGCAAGAAGCUUGUUCCUGUUGUGCCAGUGGAGGAGACGACGCUGGUGACUAACUUGUUGAACAUGAUCGACUGUCUGUUGACUCCUCAAGUCCUGGAAGACUACACAGUGAUGCAGAACACGUUUGUAUUCUGCUGCGUGUGGUCAUUUGGCUCCAUCCUAACGAUGAGUGACGAUGGGACAGAUUACUCAGCAGAAUUCAGCAACUGGUGGAAGAAUCAGUGGAAGGAUGUGAAGCUCGUGGCUUCGGCUAGCAAUACGGUGUUUGAUUUCUGGCUGGAUCCAGAGACGUCCAAGUUUAAUUCGUGGUCCAAGAGUCCAUACUUCUACACGGAGACGUACGUAUCUCCAAGUCCAAUUAACCAGAUCACGGUUCCUACCACCGAAACGGCAUCGAUUGCAUUCUGGCUCGAGAAUUUGAUUUCCAAGAGUGUUCCGGUCAUGGUGUGUGGACCUGCAGGUACGGGUAAGACGCAGAAUAUUAUGGGUAUGCUGAAGAAGCUCAGCAAGGACGAAGCUACUGCUGCGUUCCGCUAUUGCACUAUCAAUUUCAACUUCUACACCACAAGUGCUAUUCUACAGCAGACUAUGUUCGGACAACUGGAGCGUAAAACUGGUAUUAACUUGGGUCCACCGGGCAAAGCAAGACUUAUCUACUUCAUGGACGAUCUGAAUCUACCCGAAGUGGAUCCGUACAACACGCAGAGUGCUAUCUCGCUGUUGCGACAGGUGAUGGAGUACAAGCAUUGGUUCGAUCGUGUUAAACUCCAGCCGCAGAACAUCUUGAACACGCAAGUAGUAUCUGGUAUGAACCCGACUGCAGGUUCGUUCCUGGUUGAUCCGCGGCUUCAGCGCCACUUCUGUACGUUUGCUAUGGGUAUGCCUGAAGCGCCAAGUCUGGUCACAAUUUACGAGACGUUCCUGGGUGGACAUCUAUCUGGAUUCGCGGAUGAAUUGAGCAAUUCACAGUUCUCCAACGCGCUUAUCAAGGCUGCGUUGAGUCUACACGCCAGUGUUGUGGGCACAUUCCGAAAGACCGCUGCAAAUUUCCACUACGAGUUCAACGUUCGUCACUUGUCCAACGUGUUCCAGGGGCUUAUUGCAUCUAAGAAAGAUCGCUUCAAUAGUCAGGAGAAGUUUGUGCUGUUGUGGCUGCAUGAGAGUGAACGCGUGUACGGCGACCGACUGGUGUGUAAAGCUGAUAUCGAGAAGUACAACCAACUUGUACAGAUGCAAGUGAAAAAGUCGUUCGCGUCGUGUAAUACGAGUCGAUACUAUGCGGCUGAGAACUCGUGGCCUCUCAUUUUCUGCCACUUCGCGAAAGAUGGCGAUAGCGAAUACGAUCAAAUCAUGGGAACGAACCUGGAUGAUCUCAAGAUGAACCUACAAGUCCAGUUACGGGAUUACAACAACAACGAGAAUAAUACUGCGAUGCAGUUAGAUCUCUUCGAUGAUGCGGUAAAGCACGUGGCUCGUAUUGUUCGCAUCUUGCGCAAUGAGAGUGGACAUGCUCUGCUAGUAGGCGUGGGAGGUAGUGGUAAGCGUUCACUAGCACGCUUGGCUUCGCACAUCUGUGGCUAUACUGUUCGUCAGAUUACGAUCAGCUCCAAGUACGGCGAGAACGAAUUUAAGGAAGAUCUACGCAAGAUGCACAUGGCAGUGGUGGAGAUGCUGUCCCGUAACGAAGAGGACGGAGGCGUUGUGUUCAUGCUUACAGAUUCCCAGAUUACCAACGAAAAGUUCCUCAUCUACUUGAACGAUCUGCUAGCCUCAGGCGAGAUUCCAGAUCUGUUCGCCAUGGAAGAUAUGGACAAUAUCGUCAACUUAUUGUCACCUGUAGCCGGAACAAAAGACCGAAAGGAAGUGAUUAAGUUCUUCCAAGCCGAGAUUCGCAAGCGUCUGCACUUGUGUCUAUGCUUCUCGCCUGUGGGCGAUGACUUUCGUAACCGAGCGCGUAAGUUCCCUGCACUUGUAAACUGCACGGUUAUCGAUUGGUUCCAGCCAUGGCCCAAGGAAGCUCUGCUGUCUGUCGGUCGUGAAAAGUUAAAGGAGAUUGGGGAUUUGCUUGGGUCGGAAGAAUCUCGCGCUGGCAUCGAGAAGUUUAUGCCGUUCUCGUUUCAGUCGGUGAAUAUCUGUGCUGAGCGGUUCUUCCAAGUCGAACGCCGUCAUGUUUACACGACACCGAAGUCCUAUCUGGAGUUGCUUCAGCUGUACAAGAAGAUUCUGCGCAAGAAAGUAGAGGAAUAUGCUGCAGCUAUCGAUCGCUUAGAGAAAGGUUUGCAGAAAUUAAAGGAAACGGGAGAUACUGUGUCACGGCUUGAGGUGGAGCUUAAGGUCAUUCUUGAGGCUGCUGAAGACAAGAAAGCGGUGGCGUCUGGUAUCGCCGAGGCCGUUAACAAAGAGAAAGCCAAUGUGGAAACGGAGAGCAAGAAGGCUGGUGAUGAAGCUGCCAAGUGUGCCAUUAUCCAAGCUGAAGUCACGGAGAAGCAGAGAUCGACACAGGAGGAUCUUGCAAAGGCUGAACCUGCGGUCGAACAAGCCAUGGCUGCACUGGACUCAUUGAACAAGAAAGAUCUGGGCGAGUGUAAGACCAUGUCGAAACCACCUGCUGGUGUAGACGACGUCUUCUCAGCCACGAUGGUGCUGCUAGCUGGUGUGCACCCGAAUGUGCAGGUCACCAAGACUGGUAAAGUGAAGGAUGUCAAGUGGGAUACCGUCAAGAAGCAGCUUCUUGGUAACAUUCCCGAGUACAUCGACUACCUGGUUGGCUUCAAACAAGUCGUGGACGAUGGCAAAGUGCCUCCCAAUAACUGGAAAGAAGUGCGCGUUUACUUGGAGAUGGAACACUUUAACUACGACACAAUCCUGACGAAGAACAAGGCCGCAGCCGGUUUGUGUUCCUGGGUGAUCAACAUCGUCAUGUACUACGAUAUCGUGGUUACUGUAGAGCCUAAACGUCAGGCCUUGGCUGCUGCAAAUCUCGAGUUGGAGGCUGCAAAUGCUCGUCUUGCCGAAGUGACUGCGCUCGUGGCUGAUCUACAGGCAAAGCUCGACAAAUUACUCGCUGAAGCCGCAGCAGCCGAGAAGGAGAAGGAAGACGCCAUCAAUGCUGUAGAAACCGGCAACCGCAAGAUGAAGCUCGCAGGAACUUUGACCAAUGACUUAUCAAGCGAGAACGUUCGAUGGGGUAUCAACGUGUUGCAGCUUCAGAAGGAGAAGGACUUGCUGGUUGGCGACGUGUUGCUUGCCUCGGCCUUUAUCUCUUAUAUUGGUCCAUUCACCAAGCCAUUCCGUGACGAGCUGAUCAACAAGCACUGGGUACCGUAUCUGCGUACUGCUGCCAAUGGUGAAAGUAUCGCCAUGUCCGAAGAAGCGAACCCGCUACUUAUUCUAACGAAUGAUGCUCAGAUUGCCCAGUGGAACACGCAAAAACUGCCAUCCGACCGCGUGUCAACCGAGAAUGGUGCCAUUGUAGUGACCACGGUAUCUAUGGGACGACGACCGCUUAUCGUCGACCCGCAACUGCAAGCUAUCGCGUGGAUUCGUGAGAUGGAAGCACAUAACAACCUCAUCAUUGUGCGAGUGGGUCAGAAAAUGUGGAUCGAACGUCUCAAGACGGCUAUUGGCACAGAUGGUGCGUUCCUAAUCGAGAAUCUGGGCGAGAAGAUCGACCCCAUUCUGGCUCCAGUGAUCCAGCGUUCAACCUCCCGACGUGGUGCGCGGUACGAGAUCCAAAUUGGUGACGCAUCUGUGCCGUACAACGACAAUUUCCACUUGUAUCUGCACACGAAGCUGGGUAACCCACAUUAUCCGCCUGAGAUCCAAGCUGAAUGUACCAUCGUGAACUUCACUGUCACCAUGCUUGGCUUGGAGGAUCAGUUAUUGAACCUUGUGGUGUCUAAAGAACGUCAAGAUCUCGCUAUUAAGCGCGAGAAGUUGAUUCAGGAGCAGAAUAAUGGUAAAAUCGAGUUGAAAAAGCUAGAGGAUGAUAUCCUGUUCUACCUGGCUAGUGCUGACGACGAUAUCACGAACAACCAGCCACUUAUUCAGAUUCUGAGUGACACGAAGCACAAGGCCCAGCGUACGCAGAACAACAUGGAGGCAGCGAAGAAGACGCAAGAGUCGGUGAAUAUUACGAGUGAAAAAUACCGCAGUAUCGCCGCGCGAGGCUCUCUUCUAUUCUUCCUCAUGAACGACAUCAGUAAGGUGCACUCGUAUUACAUCUAUUCGCUCGCGUCGUUCCAGCAGGUCUUCUUGUCUGGCAUCUAUCGUGCUCCUCCAGCAAAAAAUCUCAUCGCCAAGGAAGCCGAUGGAGAUGCAGAAGGUGAAGCUGCCGCUGCAGCUGAACCUCCAGCAGAAGGUGGUGAAGGUGGAGAAGCUGGCGAUGAAGAAGCAGAGGAGACUGAACCUGCUGUCCCAGAUCUUACAGAUGAGGAGAUGAAGGAACGUUGCCAGGUGCUUAUGGAUAGCAUCACCUCGUGCGUUUACAACUACGUUCGUCGUGGCCUCUUUGAACGGAACAAACUGACUGUCGCUACGAUGCUGUGUCUGAAAAUCUUGCUGAAAGAUGGUUUGUUGAACGAUAUUGAAGUCGAGUAUUUCCUUAUUAGCAAGGCUCAUCCGGAUGCAGGUAACGCUGGCUCGGCUUCAGAGUGGCUACCCGCUGCUAUCUGGGCUAAAUUGAAAGCUCUCGAGAGUCUAAAGGCGUUCGGUGGACUGGGAGACGCCAUUCAGAAUGACCCGGACGAGUGGAGAAAGUGGUUUGCUACCGAAGACGCGGAGCGACAGAAAGUUCCUGGUGACUUUAUCAAGCUGACUGCGUUCCAACGACUGAUUCUGCUACGUGCCAUGCGACCUGAUCGAGUGACGAACGCAUUGCGAACCUUCAUCCUGGAGUCGUUGGGUGAAGAGUACGUGACCCAGCCACCGUUCAACAUGGAGGCAACAUACGCAGAAACGAACUCGAGUAUUCCCAUCUUCUUCGUGCUGUUCCCUGGCGUAGAUCCGACGCCAUGGGUCGAAACACUUGGAAGAGCUAACGGGGUGAGUCUGGAGAACAACAACUUCAUCAACAUCUCCAUGGGACAAGGACAGGAAGCGUACGCCGGUGAAGCUUUGAAGCGAUUAAGUACUGAAGGUGGCUGGAUCAUCCUGCAGAAUGUCCACUUGAUGCAGUCCUGGUUACCGACACUUGAACGGCAACUGGAAGAGGUGGCAACUGAAGGCGCACACGAUCUGUUCCGAUGCUUUAUCUCCGCUGAACCACCUCCUUUGCCGGACAUGUUGAAUAUUCCUGAGUCACUGCUUCAGAGUUGCAUCAAGGUGGCUAACGAGGCACCGUCUGAUAUCCAAUCGAACCUGCGUCGUGCCUGGGCGAAUUUCGGCGAAGAUAAAGUGCAGGCAUGCACGAAACCUGCCGAGUUCAAGGCUUGUUUGUUCGCGCUUUGUUGGUUCCACGCAAUUGUGCUUGGACGACGACGAUUUGGACAACAAGGAUGGAGUCGAGCCUACAGCUUCAACACAGGAGACCUCACGAUUUGUGCCAACAUCCUGCAUUCAUACCUGGACAACAACUCCUCCGUUCCGUGGGAUGACCUCCGCUAUCUGUUCGGUGAGAUCAUGUAUGGUGGACACAUCACGGACGCCUGGGAUCGUCGUACAAACAAUACGUAUCUAGCCGUUCUGAUUGAUCCGGGACUUCUUAACGGCAUGGAACUCGGUCCAGGCUUCAAGUCUCCCAACCCUCAAGAGUUUUCGUUUGCCGACUAUGCGAACUACAUCGAGAAGAAUAUGGUUCCCGAGGCACCACCGCUCUUUGGUCUUCACCCGAACGCUGAAAUUGGCUACCUUACUACGACGUGUGAAACAUUAUGCUACACUAUAGUGACUAUCGGCGGAGGUGCUGGUGGUGGCGGCGGUGGAGAGGAAGGAGGCGGUGAUAAGACGGCAGCAUUGCGUGCAUCUAUCGACGAUUUGGAGUCGCGUUGUCCCGAGUUCUUUAACAUGCUGGACGUAGUUGAAGCCGCCACGCCUCACUUGACUGAAGAGCACGGUCCGUUCGUGGUUGUGGCACUACAAGAGUGCAGCCGCAUGAACGUUCUACUUCAGGAGAUCCGGUUAUCGUUGGGCGAUCUCAAGAAGGGUUUGAAUGGACAACUCAAUAUGUCACAAGCCAUGGAGGACUUGGCCACAGCAAUGUCCCUGAACGAAGUGCCUGGACGCAACCCGUUCUCGCAGUGUAAAUGGGAGAAAAAAGCUUGGCCGUCGACGAAGUCACUGAGUGGCUGGUUCGCUGACAUGGUCAAGCGUUAUGAACAGCUUGUCAUGUGGGCUGGAGACACCACUGGAGGAGGUGGAAACUGCUUUGUCACUCCGUUCUCGAUCUGGUUACCAGGUCUCUUUAAUCCCACAGCCUACACGACGGCAUGUCUGCAGGUUACAUCUCGUAAGCGGUUCAUGCCACUUAACCAGAUGACAGUGGAGACUCACGUGACUACGAUUCAAGACCCUUCUAGUGUGUCAUGUUACCCGGACGACGGCGUGUUCGUGCAUGGAUUGAUACUGGAGGGUGCGCGAUGGAGCACACUGGACGAGAUCAACGAACGCUAUCCAGUAGGUGCGUCGCCGCCUACAGAGUGUGGUGGCACAUUGCUGGAUAGUCACCCCAAGGAGCUGCUCUGGGGUAUGCCUGUCAUCUACGUCAAGGCCGUGACCACGUCCCCAACGUGGGAACCUUCUUCAGUGGGUUAUCUGCGUCAUGACCCCAACAUCUACGAGUGCCCAGUAUACCUCACACGGUUCCGUGGCCACACCUACAUCUUCUUGGCGACGCUGCCUACGGACUGUGGCAGUGCCAAGUGGGUGUUGCGUGGCGUCGCGCUUAUCUUCCAGGACGACAACUAGCUGUCGAUCGCUCUUGAAUGUACGCAACAACCAUUAUCAAAUGACGAAAACAUGCAUGUAACAAAUCAAUACAUGUGAAAAAAAAACUAUGCAGAGACUA
Phytophthora nicotianae INRA-310 is the source of this 12988-nucleotide messenger RNA. RefSeq lists its product as hypothetical. NCBI's taxonomy places the organism in Eukaryota, Oomycota, Peronosporomycetes, Peronosporales, Peronosporaceae. The transcript is spliced from 2 exons. The coding region runs from base 535 to 12888 and encodes 4117 amino acids. The record is from RefSeq and is a predicted model, not a curated record. Gene Ontology annotation, cellular component: dynein complex. Gene Ontology annotation, biological process: microtubule-based movement. Gene Ontology annotation, molecular function: dynein intermediate chain binding; ATP binding; ATP hydrolysis activity.